AUGGGCAAGUCUAGAACUUUGAUGACAUGUAGAGAGACUGUGUUUAAUGAGACACUACCUUACAGACCAUUCCUUACCAAAGAAGAGACUGUGAUUAAGUUACACAGUUCUGAUCAUGCAUUAGAUGAUAAUGACAAAAAACAGAUUCUCCAGAAGUAUGGUUUAAAUGUUGAUUUAAUGUCGCCUGCAUUGCUGACAUCAACAUCUCACAUGUUUCCUCUUCUCUGUAAAUUGUUUUCAAAGGAAACAAAAUUCCAAGCUCUUGGUUCAAAGUUUUUCCUGAAUCCAGUCCAAUGUAUCAUUGAUGAACUUGAUGAUAUGCAGGGACAUAACAAACUGAAUUAUGCAACACUUGUUCUGUGUAUGCUAAAUGAAAACAGUCUCUCAGAAAACGUUCUAGAGGAUAACAAAAAUGAACAUUUCAUUAACAUGAAAAAACAACUUUUGAAAAAUUGCAGAUUAGAACAGUACACUGAUACUUUCAAGUUUAUGGAUGCUUUGUCAGCAAUGGAGGGGACAUACACAAAACAAUGUGGUGCAAAAUACACAUUUAUACAUGACUCCAUGUUUGAAAUUUGUGCUUAUCAUUAUGGCAAACAGUUUACUGACCAAAUGUUUGAUUAUAUGAGUAGUAAUUAUAUUGCUAAUUAUGUCAAACCACAGACAAGUGAACCAGAUAUUGUUAACAAAUUGAAAGAGAAACAGAGUGAUUCUCAAUCUAUUGAGGGGCAUGAGAGUAGCAGUGAUAGUGAUGGAAAAGAGAAGGAGAGUGAUCAUAAAAACAGUGAGAGAGAGGAAUCUCAAUCUAUUGAGGGUGAUGAGAGUGGCAAUGAUGGUGAUGAAAAGGUGAAACAGAGUGAUUCUCAACCUAUUGAGGGGUGUGAGAGUAGUGAUGGAAAAGAGAAGGAGAGUGAUGAUAAAAACAGUGAGAGAGAGGAAUCGUCUGAUCUGUGUAUAAGGUUACGUGAGGAUCAGUACCCACUGUUAGCAGAGAGAUUGUACAAAGACAUACAGAACAUGGAGCUGUAUGAUGUUUUCAGGAAUCAGGUUUUGAAACAUCCCAAGGUGUGUCAGACUUUUAUUGGUGUGUUAGAGACAAAGUCAUACACAGAAUUAAAAGACUUAUUUCUGUCCAGUCAGGGAAAUGUAGAUAAGAUAGCGAGUAAAAAAAAGUGUGUGGAGGAGAGUGAGAAGUGGAGUGAGGGGCAGAGACAGGAGGUGCUAAUGGGGAAGUAUAGACUAGGGGAUGAGGGAAACAUAUGGGAUGAACACACGUACAAUGUGAGAGUGAUCAGCUGGGUGGCUUGCUAUGGACAUUAUCAGAUAUUAAAGUACAUAGUACAACAGACUGAACAACACAAUGAAAUAAGUGAAUUGUUUACGAUAACAGGAAGUUUUCCACAGGAAUCUAGAUCCGAGAUAUUUGAAAAGAUUAAGAAUAAAGUUUUUAAUAGAUCUAGAAGAGAAAGAAUGGUAGAGGGAUCGGGAGUAGAAGCAUGCAAUAAUCCGGAGAACAAUAGGCCUGUAGAACAAUCUACAUCUGGGAUAUAUACAAGUAAUAAACAGGAAAGUGAAAUCAGUAGGCUUUUAGAAGAGUGUAGAUUACUUACAUUGUGUUGUUAUAGUGGUGAUGUACUGACAGUUAGAGUUCUGCUUCCUAUCUGUAAGAAAACAAUCAAUGGGAUAGGUCAGAUCAGUAAAGGUGUUUUUGUGUAUCAUUUACCUCUUACUGCUGCAUGUGAGGGAGGACAUGUGAGUAUAGUGGAGGAGCUGGUGAAGGCAGGGGCUGAUGUCAAUCUACAGGAUUAUAUACGCAAGAAACCACUGAUAGUUGCAUGUGAGGAAGGACAUGUGAGUAUAGUGGAGGAGCUGGUGAAGGCGGGGGCUGAUGUCAAUCUACAGGAUAAGUACAGCAGUACACCACUGAUAGUUGCAUGUUUGGGAGGACAUGUGAGUAUAGUGGAGGAGCUGGUGAAGGCGGGGGCUGAUGUCAAUCUACAGGAUUAUAUAAGCAAUACACCACUGAUAGUUGCAUGUCAGAGAGGACGUGUGAGUAUAGUGGAGGAGCUGGUGAAGGCGGGGGCUGAUGUCAAUGUACAGGAUGAUGACGGGGAUACACCACUGAUAGCUGCAUGUGAGAGAGGACAUGUGAGUAUAGUGGAGGAGCUGGUGAAGGCAGGGGCUGAUGUCAAUCUACAGGGUAAGUACAGCAAGAAACCACUGAUAGUUGCAUGUGAGAGAGGACAUGUGAGUAUAGUGGAGGAGCUGGUGAAGGCGGGGGCUGAUGUCAAUCUACAGGAUUAUGAAAGCAAUACACCACUGAUAGUUGCAUAUGAGGGAGGACAUGUGAGUAUAGUGGAGGAGCUGGUGAAGGCAGGGGCUGAUGUCAAUCUACAGAAUCAGUACGGCAAGACACCACUGAUAGCUGCAUGUAAGGGAGGACAUGUGAGUAUAGUGGAGGAGCUGGUGAAGGCAGGGGCUGAUGUCAAUCUACAGGAUCAGUACGGCAAGACACCACUGAUAGCUGCAUGUGAGGGAAGACAUGUGAGUAUAGUGGAGGAGCUGGUGAAGGCAGGGGCUGAUGUCAAUCUACAGGAUCAGUACGGCAAGACACCACUGAUAGCUGCAUGUGAGAGAAGACAUGUGAGUAUAGUGGAGGAGCUGGUGAAGGUGGGGGCUGAUGUCAAUCUACAGGAUAAGUACGGCAGUACACCACUGAUAGUUGCAUGUGAGGGAGGACGUGUGAGUAUAGUGGAGGAGCUGGUGAAGGCGGGGGCUGAUGUCAAUCUACAGGAUGGUGACGGGGAUACACCACUGAUAGCUGCAUGUGAGAGAGGACAUGUGAGUAUAGUGGAGGAGCUGGUGAAGGCAGGGGCUGAUGUCAAUCUACAGGAUAAGUACGGCAAGACACCACUGAUAGCUGCAUGUGAGAGAGGACAUGUGAGUAUAGUGAAGGAGCUGGUGAAGGCAGGGGCUGAUGUCAAUCUACAGGAUUGUGACGGGAAUACACCACUGAUAGCUGCAUGUGAGAGAGGACAUGUGAGUAUAGUGGAGGAGCUGGUGAAGGCGGGGGCUGAUGUCAAUCUACGGGAUGGUGACGAGAAUACACCACUGAUAGCUGCAUGUGAGGGAGGACAUGUCAGUAUAGUGGCGGAGCUGGUGAAGGCGGGGGCUGAUGUCAAUCUACAGGAUAGAUGGGAUAAUACAGCACUGAUAGCUGCAUGUCAGAGAGGACAUGUGAGUAUAGUGAAGGAGCUGGUGAAGGCGGGGGCUGAUGUCAAUCUCCAGGAUGUAUGGAAGAUUACAGCACUGAUAGCUGCAUUUAAGAGAGGACAUGUGAGUAUGGUGGAGGAUCUGGUGAAGGCGGGGGCUGAUGUCAAUCUACAGGAUGGUGACGGGAAUAUACCACUGAUAGUUGCAUGUGAGCGAGGACAUGUGAGUAUAGUGAAGGAGCUGGUGAAGGCGGGGGCUGAUGUCAAUCUACAAGAUAGAUGGGAGAAUACAGCACUGAUAGCUGCAUGUAAGAGAGGACAUGUGAGUAUAGUGGAGGAGCUGGUGAAGGCGGAGGCUGAUGUCAAUCUACAGAAUAAGUACAGCAAUACACCACUGAUAGCUGCAUGUAAGGGAGGACAUGUGAGUAUAGUGGAGGAGCUGGUGAAGGUGGGGGCUGGUGUCAAUCUACAGGAUGAUAACGGGAAUACACCACUGAUAGCUGCAUGUGAGGGAGGACAUUUGAGUAUAAUGAAGGAGGUGGUGAAGGCAGGAGCUGAUGUCAAUCUACGGGGUAAUUACUGGAAUACACCACUGAUAGAUGCAUGUGAGGGAGGACAUGUGAGUAUAGUGGAGGAGCUGGUGAAGGCGGGGGCUGAUGUCAAUCUACAGAAUGUUGUCAGGAAUACAGCACUGAUAGCUGCAUGUAAGAGAGGACAUGUGAGUAUAGUGGAGGAGCUGGUGAAGGCUGGGGCUGAUGUCAAUCUACAGGAUAGAUGGGAGAAUACAGCACUGAUAGCUGCAUGUGAGAGAGGACAUGUGCGUAUAGUGGAGGAGCUGGUGAAGGCGGGGGCUGAUGUCAAUCUACAGGAUGGUGACGAGAAUACACCACUGAUAGCUGCAUGUGAGGGAGGACAUGUGAGUAUAGUGGGGGAGCUGGUGAAGGCGGCGGCUGAUGUCAAUCUACAGGAUAGAUGGGAGAAUACAGCACUGAUAGCUGCAUGUGAGAAAGGACAUGUGAGUAUAUUGGAGGAGCUGGUGAAGGCAGGGGCUGAUGUCAAUCUACGGAGUAAUUACAGGAAUACACCACUUAUAGCUGCAUGUAAGAGAGGACAUGUGAGUAUAUUGGAGGAACUGGUGAAGGCGGGGGCUGAUGUCAAUCUACAGGAUUAUAACAAGAAUAUGCCACUGAUAGCUGCAUGUGAGGGAGGACAUGUAAGUAUAGUGGAGGAGCUGAUGAAGGCGGGGGCUGGUGUCAAUCUAGAGGGUAUACUGGAGAAUACACCACUGAGAGCUGCAUGUGAGCGAGGACAUGUGAGUAUAAUGGAGGAGCUGGUGAAGGCAGGGGCUGAUGUCAAUCUACAGGAUGAUAACGGGAAUACACCACUGAUAGCUGCAUGUGAGGGAGGACAUGUGAGUAUAGUGAAGGAGCUGGUGAAGGCAGGGGCUGAUGUCAAUCUACAGGAUAGUUGGGAGAAUACACCACUGAUAGCUGCAUGUGAGAGAGGACAUGUGAGUAUAGUGGAGGAGCUGGUGAAGGUGGGGGCUGAUGUCAAUCUACAGGAUGGUGACGGGAAUACACCACUGAUAGUUGCAUGUGAGAAAGGACAUGUGAGUAUAGUGGCGGAGCUUGUGAAGGCGGGGGCUGAUGUCAAUCUACAGAAUAGAGAGGGGAAUACACCACUGACAGCUGCAGUAAGAAGGUGUUCUUUAUCAAUAGUGAAAUAUCUAGUAGAACAUGGAGCUGACUUGGUUACUCAGGUUGUUGAUAUCAAUGUGUCAGCAGUAUAUAAUGCAUUAAUACUGAACAAUCCAGAUAUAGUGAAAUAUCUCAUACAGGAACAAAAUAAAAUCACUCCUGGUCAAUGUAAUGGAAAUGUACACCUAUUUAACUGUCUGGUGGACAUCAGACAUGCUGGAGUUAAAACAGACAGUAGGGAUGACGUGGUGGUGACAGACAGAUCGGUGUGGUGUGUGUAUAGUCAGGGAGAUUUGUGGAGGACAAUCAGUGAUAGAGACUGUGAUGUACUGAGACGUCUGUUGUGUCUGGGUCUGGAUGUCAAUCAGUCGAUACAGUUGUAUGAUGAGGACAAUAAGUCUGAUGUGAGACCUCUGUUGUAUACACUGAUUGAUGAGUAUGGUAUUUAUGUUUGUGAUAUAAUGGAGAAGGUGGGAAUCCUACUGGGGGCGGGGGCGGACGUCAAUAUCAGGGUGAGGUAUAGAGAGUAUGACUCUGUGUUAGACAGGGAGAGCGUGUCUGUUCUAGAGAGGACGAGGCGACUGGUGUGUAAGUACAGUGAUAGUAGCGGUGAGUAUGACAGGGUGUUCAGAAUGCAAGAGUGCAAGAGAGUGAUGUGUGAGAUAAAGAAACAUGUCAGAAGACACUCUGUAUAGUCCCUGAUAGAAUAGUAGAGAAAUAUGUUAAGUUUUUCAGUAGAUGUACUGAGUAUAAAACCCAAUAGGUUACCAGUAUCUUUGUAGAUAAUGCUAUUUAUAAAUUGUUUGGCCGCACAUCUCUCUCGUUAAGUUUCCAUUUGUUUGUGUACAAUAAUACAGUGUUUCACAUGCAUAUAUUCUGUAAAUAUUCGAAGCUUUCUGAAAAUACUGAAUAAAAUCCAAGAUUAAUAUUAAACGUUGGCUGUGACAGUCUAUUGUCUAAGUCAUUGAUUAUGAAUAGGUGUACUUGUGUAUAAUACUUGAUGCCUUUUUAUUAUGUACUACAUGUAAUUGCUUGCGUAUGUUGCUUGCGUACGUUGCUUAAUGCCUGUAUAUAUGUACCAUAAAAUUAUAUGUAUUUAUUAUCCAUGAAAUCAGUAUCUAAUACUUCUGUUACAUCGGACGGUUGAAAUGAAUCAUCAAUAAAUUGAUUAAAUACAUUACACGUGUGUUACAAUAAAUUGAUUAGAUAC
Messenger RNA from Ostrea edulis (European flat oyster), 6119 nucleotides. RefSeq names its product serine/threonine-protein phosphatase 6 regulatory ankyrin repeat subunit B-like. Gene Ontology annotation, cellular component: cytoplasm; nucleus. Lineage: Eukaryota; Metazoa; Mollusca; Bivalvia; Ostreida; Ostreidae. The record is from RefSeq and is a predicted model, not a curated record. Gene Ontology annotation, molecular function: protein binding. The transcript is spliced from 2 exons. Bases 1 to 5604 code for a protein of 1867 amino acids.